Messenger RNA from Rotaria sp. Silwood1, 747 nucleotides. Lineage: Eukaryota; Metazoa; Rotifera; Eurotatoria; Philodinida; Philodinidae. The record is from the annotation of a GenBank genome assembly.
AUGGAAGAAUCAUUUUGGUCAUCAUUUGAAACAAUUGUAUCAAAUUUAUUAUCACCUCAUUGUUAUGAUCAAUUAGUAUUAAAACAACAUUUUUUUGAUUUUACUUGCAAUAAAAUGUUAUUAAGUAAAAUGCUUGGUUAUGCUAUAUUAAUUGGUUCAUUACUUGUUAAAUUUCCUCAAAUAGUUAAAAUAUAUUGGAAUAAAUCAGGUGUUGGUGUUAGUGUUUUAGCUGAAACAAUUAUGUUAGCAGCUAUAUUUGGAUCAAUGGCUUAUGGUUAUACAUCAGAAUUUCCAAUAUCAGCUUAUGGAGAUUCUUAUUUUUUAUUUAUUCAAACAAUAUUGGUUAUUUUAUUGGUACUUUAUUAUAAACGAAAAUAUACAAUCGCUAUUGUUUAUUUAGUUUUAUGUGGAUUUGUGACCAUUUUAAUGUAUCAAAAAAUACUUCCGGCACAAUUUGUUGGUCUAUUAGCUGGUUUAUCUCUUGCAUUAAGUUUAAUAAGUCGUCUUUGGCAAUCCUAUUGCAUAUAUAAUGCAAAAUCAACUGGAAAUCUUUCUGCUAUAACAAUGUUAAUGUUAUUUUUUGGUUCACUAGCACGAAUAUUUACAUCAAUUGAAGAAACAGGAGAUCCAACACUUAUAUGGACAUAUAUAUUAAAUUCAUUUGCCAAUUUUUUAUUAAUAUUUCAAUUAGGAUAUUAUUGGUCAGCUCCUAAUCCUGAUUUAGAACAAACAAAAAAAACUCAAUGA